AUGUUCAGCUCUCCGGGUGCAGUUCGUAAGUCUAAAAUAUGUUUACUUUAUCCACUAUAGUCUGACCAUAUUUUGUUAAAUAUGACAUUCAGAAUUUACAACUACCGUUCGUAAGAAGUCGCUAUGUCCAGCAGCUUCAGUCGACCGAAGAACUGUAGAAUUGGACAUUCUGGGAGCUCUGAAGGGUGACGACGUGCCUGCGCAGCUCAGGCUGGAGGUGUUUAGUCAUCUGGAUGAUAUGGAGGAGGCCGAGUUAGCAGAACUUGUCAAUCUGCUAGUGUCUCCGGUAAGGCUUCAGGGUAUUAUAACAUAAGAUAAUUCAGGAUGGACUAUUCGCUUCGGCCAUCGAAAACGACGCUUGUAAGAUCUUCCAAUGUGCUCCAGACGAGUUUGAAAAGGGAUUGGACAAACACAACAUUGUGUACCUUCUCGAACUGUGGAGUCUGAUCAAGUCUAAAGUGUUGAAUAACUUGUACAUGAUGCUUCAACCAGUUGAGGUGAGUUUCCAAGGCUGAUAACAUGUAUUUAUUAGAGCCGUGUACCUACAUUCAUAAUCCGAAGAGAAGUCAUGAAAGCUCUGCGCAAUAGAGUACUACUGCCAUUGUUACGGUCAAAACAGAGACCACAGAACUAUAAGAGAGUACAACCAGUCAUCACUAAUGUCUGGCACAGUGCUUGUGACGGAUCUCCUGAACACAAAGAGUACCAAGACCUGGUCAACUGGUUCUUACACACAGAUUCUCCUACUUGCUCGAAUGUUCCUGGCCAUCAUUAUCCAGAAUGA
Bursaphelenchus okinawaensis is the source of this 784-nucleotide messenger RNA. The record is from the annotation of a GenBank genome assembly. Lineage: Eukaryota; Metazoa; Nematoda; Chromadorea; Rhabditida; Aphelenchoididae.